AAGAAGACGGACAGUUCCGUGGGACGUUGCUGUGGUGCGGCAGCUCCAUUAUUCUCAUGCUCCCAAACUUGUCACCUCCCACCCAUCUUAUUGUCGGAUGUACAAACAUAGAGGGAGAAGCGCACAUCUUUGCAUGCAGCGGGGGACAGUGUUUGCAUCUCAUUGGAGCAAUUUUUUCCCGUCCUAAAUAAGGCGUCGAUAGCUCUUUCAUAUGAACCAAUACUUGAUGGUCUCCAUUCAUAUGUUUUGCCCAUUGGUUUGAGGUUCAACUUGUUUCAGGAAUAGCCCACGAUCAGGGACGUCAACGGCCAUGGAGGAGCCACUCCUCUCCUCUCCCACCACCACCUCCUCCUCCUCCUUAGCUACCACCCCGCCCGUCCUCAUCCGAGUAACAACGAUCCUCACGCUCGUCGCCAUCUCCCUCUGGGCAAACUACGAAGCCUCCAGGAGCGUCGACAUCUCCGUCGUCAAUUCCGUUUAUGGUUCUCGCGCAGACCGCCUGUUCGACCUCAAGUUCGCCUCCAACGGCAGAGCCCACCGUAUCAUACACCACGCGAGCCAAUUCGUCGAGCAGGUUCUUUACCCCGAUGAAGGGUAUCCCCGCAAGCCGAUCAACCACAUAACGCUGCGUCUCGCCAGCGACGACGACCUCCCCUUCCUCACGUCGGUCAGCCCGGGCUUUGACGCCGGGGAUUACACCAUCCGUCUCAGCCCAAUUCUCAUGUCGGCAGCCGACGCCGACGCCGCUGUGGCCGCAGCGGUGCACCGGGCGGUCGCCAAGCUCUGGCUGUGGGACGGCCAGCGCACGGCUCCGGAGUCACUCCUGGAAGCCGCAGCUGAGUACCUCGCCAUGGCAGCAGGCUUCGGUUCGAGGCCUAACAUCGCCGACGCUGUCGCCCUCGAAUCUAACGGAACACGCUGGUCUGCUGAGUUCCUACAGUACUGCGAAGCCAAGCGCAACGGGUUCGUCGCGGGGUUGAACCGAGGAAUGCAAGAAAGGUGGACUGAGCUCACGGCGGACGAGGCGUUUGGCUCGCCGGUCCGGCAGGUAUACGCCGCCUAUAGGUCGGCGCCACCAGGUCGCAUCAUGGAAUCCUCUGAUUCCACGACGGAUUCGGUGGAGGCGAGGCUGUCCAUGUGAGCUGUACAGGUUGCCGCCAUGGCAAGCGGACCAAGUCAUGCAGCUGUGAAACUGAAGGGGUUCGACUACUUGUCCGUAUCCCGCGAAGGUGUUGACCGGACCGACGCCUACCGGUACCAAAGUGUACUGUCGGUGGCAUAAUUCUGCCCUUUAGAUUCCUCUUCCUUGUUUGCUUCUGUACCUCUGCGUAAAAUAAUGGAAUGGAGAAGAAGCUUGUUUGUUUUC
This is a messenger RNA of Musa acuminata subsp. malaccensis (wild Malaysian banana), 1366 nucleotides long. RefSeq lists its product as uncharacterized. The record is from RefSeq and is a predicted model, not a curated record. Lineage: Eukaryota; Viridiplantae; Streptophyta; Magnoliopsida; Zingiberales; Musaceae.